AUGUGGCCCUUGCGGGUCUAUACUCGCAAGAAGCGGGCAGGCCAGAGGCUCAACGUAACCCCGACGCCGGACCUGGGCGCCCCGGCGAAGGCGGAGGCCCCGCCAGGCCGGAAGGGUAAAGGCAGACUGCGCGGUUUGCAGAAGAUAGCGGAGAAAGCCGAGGGGAGCCCGCGUGGAGGCAGUGGCUCUGGGCUGCCCAGCGCUCAGCUAAGAGUUUCCGGAGAGCAAAGCCUGCAAGAAGACAGUCCUGGUGAGCAGACACAGGCGGCGAAGACUGCUCCGUUGGGCGAGUCACUGACUGAUGACCUCCAGGUUGACAGUAGUUCAUCAAGUAGUGAACUAAUGUCAGGAUUAAAUUUACAGCAUGAUAGUUCCAGUUCUCUCCUGAGCUGUUCAGUCACCGAAUCUUAUGAAGAAUGCAAGAGUUUUGAAGAGAGUUUAAGUAGCUUCUCAUCACCUGAAUUGUUCAGAGGAUCAGAUUAUUUAGUAUGGGAGCAUCCCAAGGUAGAAGAACACAUGCUGUGCAAGAAUUCCACUCUUCUGGAUACCAGUAAUGCAGUAGCAAUAGAGAAGAUGCCACACUUUUCAGAACUCUCUGCAAUUUUAGGAACUUCUUCAGAAGACUAUCAGAAAUGCUGUAUAAAAAAAGGGAUGAUGUUAGCAGACCAAAGUAUUCCUUCAAAACCAAAGUAUACUUCAGAUUCAAAAUCAGAUAAUGCUGCUUGUGAGGUUUUACUUGCUGAGAAAACAUGCCCUUCAGCCUCUGAAAAGGCAAAGAAAAAAAAAAUAAAUUCUACUACUGAUAAGAAAAGUACAGACUUGUUAACAAGUACACCAUCUUCAGCUACAGCUGUUUUUGUGAUUGAUUUGUCCUCAGUACAAAAAGCAUCUUCUGAAGAAUUGUGUCCAAAUGUCAGCAAUUAUGUUAAUUCAAAUGAAAUUGUUCCUGUGUCAAGUUUGCAAGAAAAUUCUUCAAAUGAGUUUCCUUCAAAUACAUCAGAAAUGUGUUGUAUUAUUAGGGCAUCACCAGGUACUAGACAAGUGAAAAGUAAGGGUGUUACUGUGAAGAAGAAAAAAUAUUCUCCUCCCAAAGAUAUUCCUCAAGGUGGACCCCGUGAGCCGGCCUCCGCGCCUUCCCGUCUCGGGCCGGGGGGUCGCGGCCCCAAGGGCAUCACCGUGCCUGCUCUGCUGCCGGAGCAGCCGGCUCGGCCGGGCGCGAGCCGGAGGGGAGAAGCCGCUCAAGCCGAGCCCGCUGCCAGUGGUACCCCAAACAUCUCUAUCGGGGAAGUGAGGCGCGGAAGGCUUCCGCAGCCCACAGCCCCUGGUGUCGUCACCGCGCCACCUGCCACAGCCUCAGAGAGCCGCGGACAGCCUCCCAUGCAAGCACAGGGACCCGAUCACGUCCCUUCCAGCCCGGCCAUCUUCCCCGCGCACGCCCCGCCCCCAGCUGCCACGUGA
Messenger RNA from Lepus europaeus (European hare), 1458 nucleotides. It is a transcript of the gene MEIKIN, whose product is annotated as meiotic kinetochore factor. Gene Ontology annotation, biological process: male meiosis chromosome segregation; meiosis I sister chromatid cohesion; meiotic sister chromatid cohesion, centromeric. Lineage: Eukaryota; Metazoa; Chordata; Mammalia; Lagomorpha; Leporidae. The record is from RefSeq and is a predicted model, not a curated record. The transcript has 13 exons. Gene Ontology annotation, cellular component: kinetochore. The coding region runs from base 1 to 1458 and encodes 485 amino acids.